GACCUGCCUGUUUUUCCCCUGCCUUUGUUUAAUCCUGGUUAUUUCUCACCACGUUCCCCCAUGCCCCAUCCUUGCUUAUUUUGCCUCCUGGCUGACUGUCAGACAUGGGUUGCUUCUCCCAGCCGUCUCCACAUCUUCACUUUUCCCUAGGGAGAGGGUAUGGGUGGGAAUGGGUAUAUCUUUGUGUUGUCCCACCCGAACCUGAGUCUCUGAUCGGGAGAAAAAGGAGGGAGGGAUAUACUCUGCUCCCUCCUGGCCAGAACUAAGAGAUUUCAAAGGGCAUGCAGGCAGGGUGAAUGCUUUCUUAUUUCAGUUCAAAUUUGAGUUCAUGCACUGCAUCUCUAUACUGACCACAAGCCAUGUGUGGAAGUCUGCCACGAUCUUGGAGAGGCAACUUCUCUUUUAUUAAUAUAUUUUUUUAAAAUUAAAUUUAGAAUAUUAAUUUAAGCAACCUUAAAAUAUCAAUGAUUUCCCCUUCUUCUCUUUCCAGGGCUCAUUUUGCAUGUCAUAAAUCCCUGCAUAUUUUACUUAAAAUAUACCAUUCAGUAUUCCAUUAUUACCGUAUUUUUCCAAAUGCAUUAUCCGUGUAUAAGAUGACCCCUUAUUUUAAUCUUCAAAAAUUAAGGAAAAAAUAUAGUCUUAUACACGGAAAAAUACGGUAUGUCCAUCCAAACUUGUUUACACUGUUGAAUUUAUCUUAAUGCUGCCAAUGUUUUCAAGUGUACACAAUUCCCCCCCAAAAAAUAUAUUCAAUAAACAUUUUCCAGUCUUCUUUAAACAUAUGUUCUUCUUGUUCUCUUAUUCUAUAUGUUAGGUCCGCAAGCUGCGCAUAUUCCAUUAGUUUAAGUUGCCAUUUUUCUUUAGUUGGGGCUUCGCUCGUUUUCCAUUUUGGGGCUAAACGAAACACGGUCCGCAGUAGUGGCAUGCAUAACCUUUUUUGACACCUGGGAAUAGGAAGACAACUUCUCUGCACUUGUUAGCAUCGAUGUGUGUCCUAAGUCCAGAAAGAAUUUAUUGCGUCAUGUUUUAUACCCCUUGUAUUUUUUGCCCAUUGUCUGUUUAAUCCUGCAACAUUACUUUAUACUACCAGCCAGUGGUAACUGGGUGGUGCCUCAGUCCUCCGCAUUGUCUAAGCCCCCACUGUUUUCAGUGUGGCCCUUCCCUAGCCAAGCGUUCAUAGGCUUGCAGUCUAAUAGCAGUGGCCACAUCAAUGUUGAGUUAGAUCUGCGUUGCUUUUAGUGUGUGGGUGGGGCGUCAUCGAGAAUUCUGAAAAAAUGAGCUGCUUCUUCUUGUCUGGUCCUCCGUGCCUGUGCUGAGCAAGUCCCAACAAACACGUGGAGAGAAGUUUGAGGAGUCCCCAUUCCUUAAUGGCUCUGCUUCCUAGAAUAUGAUUGCGGGUGGUUCCUGCACUAAAGUAGUAAUUGUCUCCCACUUGGUGACGUGGUUUAUGGAAGCUGCAUAUUCAUGCUUUGACCUUCUGGCAGAAGCUGAGUUCUGUAUGAAACCCCUGUUUAGCACUGCCAGCUGAGGAUGUUGUUUUCCUGUUGCCUCAUCUAAGCAAUGUGGUCUAACCCUUGGCCAUUCCCGUGUCUUUCUGCUGCCUGAGGCUAGCAUAGCUAUACUCCUUAGAGGCAAAGCAGCUUCUGUCCACCUCCCCUCUCUUUCCGAGGCUGGCCCCGGAGGAGAAAAGAGGUUUCUGUGUGUCUUGGAGCCGCCGCAGUCUGCCGAUGCUGCAAUCCCUGGGCAUGAAGCAACUGGGCCUCGGGCUCUCACUAUUGUGAAACAUACCAGAAGGAGAACAUGACCCUGCUUUUGCACCGGGAAGCCGGCUAAAGACACAGUGCGCGACUUCUGCCGACUGGCCUGUUGAUCAGGGAAGAGGAGCAAGAAUGGACCAUUUCUGAAAGCUUUAAUGCAAAAUCUGCUGGGGGGCAAGUUCCCCACAAGUUGUGGUCAGGGGAGCUGCCUGAGGAGGUUUUAUUGUAGGCUGGCUGCCUUGUUGAAUACUAGCAUUUGUUGUUUGUUUGCCUCUACGUCACAGGACAGUGUCCUUAAUGCACUGGGCCUGGAAGCGACAUCGAUAGCCGUCAUGGGCCAGAGUGAAUCAGAGCCCCAGGAGGAGCAAGAGGAUGCAACCCUGACCGCUGUACUUUCCAACGUCAAGCUCUUUGUGGCAGAUCAGCUGCAGGCCAGCAUGGUGCUGGGUGUCAUGAUAGGAGUCGGGCUCUCUGUGCUGCUUGUUGCCGCCUUGAUCCUGGUGCUGAUCCGCCGGUUCCGCCUUCAGAAGGUCCUGGCCCAGGAACAACCCAAAUAUCGGUUUCGCAAGCGGGACAAAGUGUUGUUCUACGGGAGGAAGAUAAUGCGCAAGGUUUCUCAAUCCACAUCUUCUCUUGUCGACACCACCAUGUCUGCUUCCCGUCCGCGCAUGAAGAAGAAGCUCAAAAUGCUGAACAUUGCCAAAAAGAUCCUGCGUAUCAAGAAGGAGCUGCCCACCCUUCAGCUGAAGGAGCCGCCCCCCUCCGUCUUGGAGGCCGAUCUCACAGAGUUUGACGUGGCCAACUCUCACCUCCCCUCGGAAGUGCUCUACAUGCUGAAGAAUGUGCGGGUGCUAGGCCACUUUGAGAAGCCUUUGUUCCUGGAGCUGUGCAAGCACAUGACCUUUCAGCAGUGGCACCAAGGGGAGUACGUUUUCCGCCCAGGUCAGCCUGACACCAGCAUCUACGUGGUCCAAGACGGAAAGUUGGAGCUCUUCCUGUCUGAGCAGGAUGGGAAAGAGACCCUUGUGAAGGAGGUCUUUCCUGGCGACAGCGUGCACAGCCUCCUCAGCAUCCUGGAUGUUAUUACGGGUCACCAACGCCCGUACCGGACAGUCUCUGCACGGGUAGCUGAGGACUCCACAGUCCUGCGUCUGCCAGUGGAGGCCUUCUCGGCUGUCUUUGAGAAGUACCCUGAGAGCCUGGUCCGGGUGGUGCAGAUCAUCAUGGUGCGCCUUCAGAGAGUCACCUUCUUGGCUUUGCACAACUACCUUGGCCUGACCAAUGAGCUUUUCAGCCACGAGAUGCAACCGCUGCGGCUAUUCCCGCAGUCGAGCCACACCUCUCGUACCAGCCCCGUCCGACACAGCAAGCGUGUCAUUAGCGCCUCCUCCAUCGAGGAUGCCAAGGAUAGCUCUGGAAGGCAGGGGGAAGCUUCCUCCAGGGACCAAGGUGACCCGUUGAAGGCAGGUCUGCUGGAACCUCCCGCUGCCCCGCUGCUGAGUCGCUGCAUCUCCAUGCCAGUCGAUAUCUCAGGGAUCCAGAGGGGGCCCCGCUCAGAUUUUGACAUGGCCUACGAACGAGGCCGCAUCUCAGUGUCCCUUCAGGAAGACAGCUCCGUCUCACUGGCCGGCUUCGCCCGGUCGACAUCCCACGAGGCCCGGGAGCGGAAGUCUGUGACGGUGGAGGAGCAGCCGUCUGGGAUCUACCACUACAACUACUGCGAGGACGACUCUGCAACGGGCGACUGCCCCUUCGGCCCCUACCAAGGAUGCCAGACGAGCGCCAUCUUUGAGGCUGCCAAGCGGGAGCUGGUCAACCUCAUGAAGAUUGAGGAUCCCUCCUUGCUCAAUAACCGGGUGUUGCUGCACCAUGCCAAGGCGGGGACAGUCAUUGCCCGCCAAGGAGAUCAAGAUGUGAGUCUGCACUUUGUGCUGUGGGGCUGCCUGCACGUUUACCAGAGGAUGAUUGACAAGGCCGAAGACGUGUGCCUCUUCCUGACGCAGCCCGGAGAGAUGGUGGGCCAGCUGGCCGUGCUCACGGGGGAGCCGCUUAUCUUCACCAUCAAGGCCAACCGCGACUGCACUUUCCUCAAGAUCUCCAAGUCUGACUUUUAUGAGAUUAUGCGGGAACAGCCUAGUGUGGUCCUGAGUGUGGCUCACACUGUAGCAGCUCGCAUGUCUCCCUUUGUGCGCCAGAUGGACUUUGCUAUUGACUGGAUGGCUGUGGAGGCUGGCCGGGCGCUUUACAGGCAGGGCGACAAGUCUGACUGCACCUACAUUGUGCUGAACGGCCGGCUGCGCUCAGUCAUCCAGAAGGGCAACGGCAAGAAGGAGCUGGUUGGGGAAUAUGGCCGUGGAGACCUCAUUGGAGUGGUCGAAGCCCUGACUCGCCAAGUCCGGGCCACCACUGUGCACGCUGUAAGGGACACAGAGCUGGCCAAGCUCCCAGAAGGGACCCUCAACAACAUCAAGCGACGGUAUCCUCAGGUUGUCACUCGCCUUAUACACCUACUGAGCCAGAAGAUCUUGGGGAACUUGCAGCAGCUGCGUGGCCCCUUCCCAGGUUCUGGACUGGGCAUGACCUCCAGCUCAGAGUUGACCAAUCCAGCCAGCAACCUCUCGACAGUGGCCGUCCUCCCGGUAUGUGACGAUGUGCCCAUGGCAGCUUUCACCUUGGAACUCAAGCACGCCCUGAACGCCAUUGGCCCAACCUUGCUUCUCACCAGUGACAUCAUCCGGGCUCGUCUUGGGGCCUCCGCCCUGGACAGCAUCCAUGAAUACCGCCUGUCUGGCUGGCUGGCCCAGCAAGAGGACAUCCAUCGCAUUGUGCUUUACCAGACCGACUGCACCCUGACCCCCUGGACUGUCCGCUGCAUCCGUCAGGCCGACUGCAUCCUCAUUGUGGGUCUGGGGGACCAGGAGCCCUCCCUGGGCGAGCUGGAGCAGAUGCUGGAGAGUACGGCCGUCCGCGCCUUGAAGCAGCUCAUCCUCUUGCACCGGGAGGACGGCCCCAGCCCUGCCCGCACCGUGGAGUGGCUCAACAUGCGCAGCUGGUGCUCGGGGCACCUGCACAUCAAAUGCCCGCGCCGGGUCUUUUCCAGACGCAGCCCGAACAAGCUGAGAGAGAUGUAUGAGAAGGUCUUUGAGAAGAACGCCGAUCGCCACAGCGACUUCUCCCGCCUGGCGCGAGUCCUCACGGGCAACACCAUCGCUUUAGUGCUGGGCGGCGGCGGAGCCAGGGGCUGUUCUCACAUUGGUGUGAUCAAGGCUAUGGAGGAAGCCGGUCUCCCGAUUGACCUGAUUGGCGGCACCUCGAUCGGCUCCUUCAUCGGCGCCUUGUAUGCGGAGGAGAGGAGCGCUGUGCGUACGAAGCAGCGAGCCAGGGAGUGGGCCAAAAACAUGAAUUCGGUGUUUGCCACAGUGCUGGACCUCACCUAUCCCAUAACUUCCAUGUUCUCAGGCUCUGCCUUCAACACCAGCAUUCACAAGGUGUUCCAGGACAAGCAGAUUGAGGACCUGUGGCUUCCGUAUUUUAAUGUGACGACAGACAUCACAGCUUCCGCCAUGCGAGUCCACAAAGAUGGGAGCGUGUGGCGCUACGUCCGAGCCAGUGCAUCUUACACCCCUUAUUUGCCUCCUCUCUGCGACCCCAAGGACAGUCACUUGCUUGUGGAUGGCUGCUAUGUUAACAAUGUCCCAGGCUCGCUGUGGCGGUAUGUGCGCGCUAGCAUGACCCUUUCCGGGUACCUACCGCCACUCUGCGACCCCAAGGACGGCAAUUUGCUGAUGGACGGCGGCUACAUCAACAACCUCCCAGCUGACAUUGCCCGCAACAUGGGUGCCAAGACGGUGAUUGCCAUCGAUGUGGGAAGUCAGGAUGAAACAGACCUGUGCAACUAUGGAGACUGCCUGUCCGGUUGGUGGCUGCUUUGGAAACGCCUCAACCCCUGGGCUGAAAAGGUCAAGGUGCCUGACAUGGCCGAAAUCCAGUCUCGCCUGGCUUAUGUCUCUUGCGUGCGGCAGCUGGAGGUGGUGAAGAGCAGUUCGUACUGUGAGUACAUCCGCCCUCCCAUCGAUCGCUUCAAAACCAUGGACUUCGGCAAGUUUGACGAAAUCUACGACGUAGGGUACCAGCAUGGAAAGGUGGUGUUUGACGGCUGGUGCCGUGGUGACAUCAUCGAAAAAAUGGUCAAGGAUCGGCACUCGGCAGACUUCUAUGAGAGUAAACGCAUGGAUGUGCUGAUGUGCCCCAGCGCAGGAUUCACAGACCUGGCUGAGAUUGUGUCCCGCAUCGAGCCAGCCAAGAGCUACGUGUCAGACAGCUAUGCCGAUGGGGAAGAGUCAGACUACUUGACUGAGUACGAGGACGAAGGGAUGGACACCGUGCGAGAGGAAGAAGGGCAGGAGCUGCUCUUUGCCCCAGCGGAGCCGAAUGCUGUCUUUGAAACAGAUGAGGAAAAGAGCCUGCGAUAUCGCCGUGGGACUCAUCAGGAAGCCGCUGCCCUUCCGGCCACCCCCAGCCCCUGAGAGGGUUGCUGCUACUUGAGCUAGAGAAACUGAGACCAAACCUUGCACUUGCCCUCCUGGGAGCUGCAUUGAGGAGCCCUCCAGAUCACACCGUCUGUAACUUUUUGCCGCCUGGCUGGCAGGCACGCUGGCAUCCCUGCAGGGCCCUGGUAUGCUCCUUGAUCCUCUUGCGCCACGUCAGAAGGUGACCCGCUGGGCGGAACUGUAGACCUCCCGGCACAAACUGAAGGAUGCUGCCAAGCAGAUGCUGCUCAGAGUUACCUGCUCAGCCUGACAGUGCCCAGUUGUGGGGAUGGAGCCGGCCACUCUGGCGUCCGAGGGCUUUCAGGGUUCCUUGGCUGGACCGCAGCCUUUCUCCCCCAGCUUUCCCCUACUUGAAACAGCCCUGAGAGUGGGGAAGGGGAGGAGAAGGCAGCAUUUUACUUACACUACACUCCAUUUUUAGGAAGGGGCCAGGGAGAAGAUGUUGCAGAUUCCUCUUGCGUUGGCCUAGUGCCACGAGGGACCAGUUUCGAAUCCUGCCCGUCCCCAGGCAGUGCCCUUUUAGCCCAACCAGCUUAGGGAGGGAUCUUGCACAGUGACCUGACAAAAAGGAGGCUCUCUCCGAUGCUGAGCAUUCCUAGUCAAAGCAUUAGCGGUUAUGGAAAAACCACCUCCACAAAUGGGCUACAGAAACAUACCUUGUUCCUAUGUUGACUUAAUCCUGCUUUGAGCUGAGCCCUGACGCUCCUUGGCAUUUAUGUUCCUAGCCUGCCUGAGGUUUCGGGCUGUGACCACACAGACGCUUCUUUAUUUUAUAUUUUAAAAGGAAAAAGAAAAAAGAAACGAAUGAAAAAGCCACUUUUUCUUUGCUUUGGAUUUACAGGAAAGAAAUACAGAGCUUAUGUUUGGCAGGGAGGGGGGUGUUUAUCAUGUACUGUGUUUAAUUAUUCCCUUUCCCCCUGGGAUGCAAAAGUGCUGCCCAUGUGGUUGUCAGGCAGCCCCCACCCACCCAGCCCUUGACCAGACCCAGGUCUGCUCAUGUGCCUUCAAACCAUACAUAUCCUGGGACCCUAAAGUAUCUGCAUUACAAGAAAACAGAGGCCCCAAGUUGCCCCCAAGAUUGAGGGGGGCCUAGCAUGCAUGGCUCCCCUAGAUUUGGCAUGUGUGCAAGGAAAACUCCAGGGGGGGGCUGAAGGGGGGCACGGUGGUUAUCGGUUUCAAAGCCACCCUUCCUUCAAGAAGAUCAUUCAAAAGCAUUCUGCAAAAAAAGGAGCUUUCAAGGUAGGCAGCUGGCAGGUAGGGCAAGAGAAAGGGCAAUUGAAUCUUAGGCCUCUGACAUCAUCAUCAUUAUUAAUAUACCACCCUAUACCCGGGGGUCUCAGAGCGGUUCACAAAAUAAAAUCAAAAUAUAAAACCACAAAAUACCCAAUAAAAAUAAAAACAACAACCCAAUAGCCCCCCCCCAUUGCCUGGCGCCUAAAGGUGUCUAAUGAAGGCGCCAGGCGAAACUUCCCUGGGAAAAGCAUUCCACAGACGGGGAGCCACUGCAGAGAAGGCCCCGUUCUCGUGUUGCUGACCUCUCGAGGAGGAGGCACACGAAGGAGGGCCUCAGAAGAUGAUCUCAGAGUCCGGCCAGGUUCAUAUGGAAAGAGGCAGUCCUUGAGGUAUUACGGUCCUGAGCCGUUUAGAAAUGCAUGCUAGAAAUGCAAUGCCAGUGGGCAGUGGAGGGAAAGAUCAGGCUGCCAGGUGGCAGGAAUAGAGUCUGAAGAGGUUCGAUGCUGAAGCUCGGCUCCAGCCUCUGGGAUUUCUAUGCUUAGAUGGCACUUUGUGUAUGUGUGACUGUGUGUGACUGAUUGUCAGCAGUGCAGCUAGCUGGGUGGAAAGGGGGACAGGACACAGGGCUGGAGAAGUGAUAAGAGGCACACGGCCACCAAGGCAACUGGCUGUUUCCGCCACCUCUUCUGAUUCUGGGGUUGACUUCUUGGCAUCGGACAAGAACCAGGCUGCCGAUUAGACAAGAGGCAGCUUCCUGUGCAGGCCCAAGACAGGGUGCGCAAUGUGGUUUUCCUGCCCAUCUUGUGCACCCAGGAUCUUCCCUUCCUUCCAGCCCGGCACUCUAAAAUAAACACUUAGCAGCCUCUCCCCCUAUUGCUGACCCCCAACCUCUAGUGCAGGGGGUGGGUAUCUAACCUGUGUCUUUCCAGAAGUCCCUGAACUAGCAUUUCCAUUGUCCCUGACCAUUGACCAUGCAGGCCAGGGCUCCUGGGGUGGAAAGAAGGGGCCACACACGUGAGCCACCCCUACCCAGGAAGCAACAUGGACUAUUCCUGUUGGAUGUGUGCUGUAUUGACGCAGAUAGGUGACCUAGGUGAUUCUGCGGUUUCUCGAGGCAGCAGGUGGGAUCUUGCCACACCUUGCCUCCUCUCCUUGCCACAGCUUGGCCCAGCUUUCUUUGUCAGUAUCCUACGGGGCUCCUCUGGGUGUUUCACAGGGCGGGUGCCACUACCGAGAAGGCCCUCUGCCUGGUUCCCUGUAACCUCACUUCUCGCAGGGAGGGAACCGCCAGAAGGCCCUCAGAGCCAGACCUCAGUGUCCGGGCUGGAAGAUGGGGGUGGAGAUGUUCCUUCAGGUAUACUGGGCCAAGGCCAUUCAGGGCUUUAAAGGUCAGCACCAACACUUUGUCCAAUGUGAUCAGCAUGGCAGCAACUUGAAAGGCAAACAUUUAAUCCAAAGAAAACGGCUUUGCUGCCUGAGUGAUUGUGGUCCUCUUUGCCAGAAGGUUAAGAACGUAGCAAGACUUGACCGCUGAACUAAUCCUCUGCCCAGACCUCAACAGCUGCUGUCACUGCAUGACUUCCUACUGGGAAAGGAUGGUUGUCAACCCAUAAAAGAGAUUGCCUAGUACUAUUGUAUUCACCUGGGCAUUUAAUUGUUUACAUUUCUGUCCUAAGCUGCACUUAAAAAUGGCUGUGAAUAUCUUAAAAUGGCAAUGCACUUAGCUGCCAUAUAUAUCUCACAAAGGCAGAAACCUAUGCAGAUUGCUGCUGUUCCGCAGGUAGGAUUCAUCCGCACACCAGCAAAUUCAGGUUUGGCAUUCUUGUGCAACAAACCUGGUGCUGCUGCUGGAAAAGAACAACAACAGACUUCUACCCGCAAGAUAAGUGACUGGAAAAUGCAGUGGCCUAACAGUCGCUUGACACAAUGCCUUUUAACCAAACCGGAAAUAAUUUCAAUAAGCAUCUGACGUCGUGAACCCUCCCUGCAAACUUUGUGCAAGCAAAUCGGGAUGAACACUCAAGAAAUGCGUUGUCCGGAAGACACCUAACGGUUCCAGUCACAGCUUAAAAGCAAGCUUGUGUUUAACAAGAUGGUUUAACACUUUCAGAGAAAGCCUUUGGCUUUUACAUUUCAUGCAAAAACAUCCACCCUCAUCCAGAGAGCCUUUUUUGCAGCUGGUGAUCUGCAAGGCUGCUGCAUGCAAAUAUAUCCCUUGCAAACAGAGAUAGUGCCAUAGGAUGGAGCCAUUUGGGAGGGAGGAAGUAGAUUCACUCAGGGUUGAAUGCAGAUUAGGCAGGCCCAUGAGUAAACUGGGCUGAUGUGAAGAAAUGGACUUUUGCUGUGUGAGCUGAAACCAUUCUGUGAAAUGUUGAUAUGUGAACGUUAUUGGCUGGUUGAUAAUACAUUACCAAAAGUGUUCGUUUUGUUUUAAAUUUUUUCUUUGAGUACAUACACACACAACACACACAAAAAAAAGAAGGAAAUUUUUAAUUAAAUUUGAAGCUCUGUCUGGGUUUCCUCUCUCAAGAUCUCAGCUUUCGCCCAUCAAGUGCUGGCAAACAGCCGCUGUCUAGUUUAGGGCACCAUGGGAGAGCUCUCAUCUGUUGCACUUUGCAGUGAGGACCUGAGAGCCACCCUCUGAAUGCAUCAUUUCCUUCCUGGAAGCCAGCCAUGGUCUUUGUGGGAUCCUCCUGCUCCUUGCCUUUAGGCCCCGCAGCCCUCUUUUAUCAGCCAGCAAGCAUCCUCUGUUGGGCUUUCCGAGGAGCCUUCUGCUGUGAUGGCAUCGUGGAAGGGACUCUACAGAAAUGUCGACCUUGGGCUAGAAGACCCAAAGGCUCUCAAGCAGAGGAGUGAAUCAGGCACCAAGGAGUACGCCGAGGAAGAGAGUGUCUAUGAGCCCUUUGAUGCUGUGGCCAGUUUGGAGGGCAAGCAAGCAGGACAGGUGGCUUCGCCAUGGCACCCAGCCGGGAAGCCAUCUUGGACACGCAAGGUGGUUUUAAUAGCUGUUGUUGCCCUGCUGGCUGCCUCGGUGUUCCUGAACGUGCUGCUGCUUGCGGUGGGAAUCAUGCGCUGUAAGUGGUCUGCUGGGUCUGUAAAGGCUGAUGGGGUGCCAGGUAGGGGCUUGUCAGACUGAUAAACUUUCUUCCUGUAUCAUUCAGAAGACUUGCAUGGGACUCUGGGUGUCUGCCUGGAUUCUCAGCUGAGGAAGAGGCAUAGUUUAGUGGUCGGGUGCAUGCUUUGCAUGUCGUAGGUUCCUCCCAGGUUUGGUCCCUGGCACCACCUCCAUGUGGGGCUGACAAAGACCCCUUCCUGGAAAGCUGUUGCUGGUCAGUGUUGACAAUAACCAAGGUAGACUGUCAAUGGUCUAAGUCAGUUGUUCCCAAUCUUUUUUUGGCCAUAGCCCCACCUAAGCAUCUCUAAAAGCAUGAUGCACCCCUCGUGACAUAUAAUUUUUAUUAUUCAAAAGAGGAACUCCUAUUCACGUGGAGGAAGCCUAAAAGGCCUUAAACUUGGUCUAAACAAGCUCCCAAAUUGCCCCCCUUAAAAAUCAAAUUGCCCUCCUGUGGGGCGUGUGCCCCAUGUUGGGAACCACGGGUCUAAGCUCAGUAUACAGUAUACAGUAUACAGCAGCUUCCUCUGCUCCCCAAGUUCAUUCAAAGUGCAUUAUAGUCUAUUGUACAGCAUUGAAGUGCAUUGAAACUGUGUGUGUGUGUGUGUGUGUGUGUGUGUGUGUGUGUGUAUGUAAAAGUUUUGGUAGAGUUAACUUAACUCUAUGCAACAAUUUUCCUGGCAUACACUGAUUUU
This is a messenger RNA of Zootoca vivipara (common lizard), 11347 nucleotides long. It is a transcript of the gene PNPLA6, whose product is annotated as patatin like domain 6, lysophospholipase. The record is from RefSeq and is a predicted model, not a curated record. Gene Ontology annotation, cellular component: endoplasmic reticulum. NCBI's taxonomy places the organism in Eukaryota, Metazoa, Chordata, Lepidosauria, Squamata, Lacertidae. Gene Ontology annotation, molecular function: phosphatidylcholine lysophospholipase A1 activity. Gene Ontology annotation, biological process: lipid metabolic process.